UGUGAGACAGAGUCUAGUGUUUCCUACAUUUUGACAGUAGUGAUAUCUCCUGCCGAAUAGCUGCUGUGGUGGAUUUGACUAAUAGUGGCUCAGUCUUUUUGUUUGCCGUUUUCUCUUUGGUUCGUUGGAUGUUGCAGGAUUGAUGGAGAUACAAAAGACUCACUCAGCACUGCUUUACACCGGGAGACAAGAGCUGCACUGACAGAGGUCUGCUAAGUGGUCGAAACAAAGUGGCUGGACAGAGAGAAUACGUGUCCACACGUGUAUGUCCUCGGCGCGGCUCUCAGGAGAACUUUCUGACCAAUAAGCAGUGGUGAGGGAGAAGGCGAGCCAAUUAGGGAGAGAUGUUGGGGCAGGGCAGGCAUACGGCCCUGGCUCUCGUGUCUUUACUGGUUCUAUUGUUGCGUGAGGCAACACCCAUCGAAGUCCCACAAGACCCAAAGAUCCAGCAAGACCUAAAGCAACCCCCCACUAUAGUCAAACAGUCAGUGAAGGACUACAUUGUCGACCCAAGAGAUAACAUCAUCAUCGAGUGUGAGGCCAAGGGAAACCCAGUGCCAACGUUUUCAUGGCGAAGGAAUGGGAAGUUCUUCAACAUUGGGAAAGAUCCCAGGGUGACUAUGCGAAAACGCUCAGGAACACUGGAGAUUGGUUUCCGUAGCGGGGGACGACCAGAGGACUACGAAGGAGAGUACCAAUGUUUUGCUACCAAUGACUUUGGAGUAGCUCUGUCCAACAAAAUCCUGCUGCGGGUCUCAAAGGCUCCUCUGUGGCCCAAGGAGGUGUUGGAGCCAGUGGUGGUGACUGAAGGCUCCCCUCUGGUUCUAACCUGUAACCCCCCACCAGGACUACCUCCUCCCUUUACCUUCUGGAUGAGCAGCGCUAUGAACCCAAUAUCACAAAAUAAGAGAGUGUCUACAGGUUUGAAUGGAGACCUGUACUUCUCCAAUGUUGUUGCUCAAGACGCUCACACAGACUACAGCUGCAAUGCUCGCUUCCUCUUCACACACACCAUCCAGCAGAAGAACCCCUUCACACUCAAAGUUCUCACCAGCCGUAAAGUAUCCGAGUCCACGCCGACCUUCCUCUCACCAUCAGGCAGUGAGAGCUCCAAAAUUGUGCAACGAGAUGAGCAACUGCUACUGGAGUGUAUCGCUGCUGGACUACCAACUCCUACCGUCAAGUGGUUCAAGAAGGGUGGGGACCUGCCAGGACACAAAGUGAAGUUUCAGAAUUUCAACAAGACCCUGAAGAUUAUCAGUGUGUCAGAGGAAGAUGCUGGGGAGUAUGUGUGCAUGGCCAACAGUCAUUUAGGCAGCAUACGCCACAGCAUAUUUGUCCAGGUUAAAGCGGCUCCUUACUGGCUGGACAAACCUACGGACAUGGUGCUAGCCCCGGAUGAGAACGGACGCCUGGUGUGUCGGGCCAACGGGAACCCUAAACCUAACAUUCAGUGGCUGAUCAAUGGACAACUUAUAGACAGCUCUCCUCCUAACCCGAACAGACAGGUGCUCGGUGACACCAUCCUCUUCCGCUCAGUGCAAAUGGGAAGCAGUGCUGUUUAUCAGUGCAACGCCUCCAACCAGCAUGGAUACCUGUUGUCCAAUGCCUUCGUCAGUGUUCUCGACAUGCCUCCGAGGAUGCUGGGCCCUAAAAACCAACUGAUUAAAGUCAUUGAGAACAACCGCACCUUUUUGGAUUGUCCUUUCUUUGGUUCCCCUCUUCCUGAACUACGCUGGUUUAAGAAUGGACAGGGCAGUGGGCUGGAUGGUGGACAGUACCGUGUUUACAUCAACGGCACCCUGGAGAUCAAAAGGGCUCGAACAGAGGACGAGGGCACAUACACAUGUGUUGCCAACAGCAUCCUGGGCACAGCUGAGAACCAGGUCCGCCUGGAGGUGAAAGCGCAAACUCGUAUAAUAAGAUUCCCUGAGCACCAGUCAGCCAUCAGGGGCUCCACAGCUCGUUUCAACUGUAAAGUGAAGUCGGAUCCCAGCCUGCCUGUCACUGUGACCUGGACCAAAGAUGACAAGUCUCUCUAUCUAGGAUGGAGGCUGAGGAAGGAUGACGAGUCACUGACCAUCCCCAAUGUGAAUGAGGGUGAUGAGGGAACAUACGCCUGCACUGUUAAAUCUGAGAUUGACCAGGACUCCGCAUCUGCCCGCCUGACUGUGUUAGAGGAAGCCUCUCUCAACCCCUCACUCUCUAGCACCCUGCCUCCAGACCGCCCAGACCCUCCCAUGGAUCUAGAUCUGUCUGACCCAGCAGCUCGCAGUGUUCGUCUCACCUGGAUCCCUGGAAAUGAUCACAGGAGUCUCAUCACAGAGUUCUUGGUCCAGUUUGAGGAGGACCGCUGGGAGCCAGGCAGGUGGCAGAAUCUGUCCACUUACCCUGGGGACCUCAACUCUGUCAUCCUGCAGCUUGCCCCAUUUGUCAACUACCAAUUCAGGGUCAUCGCCAUUAAUUCAGUUGGCCAGAGUCAGCCCAGCCGUCCCUCACCAAGAUACAAGACCAGUGGAGCAGCUCCAGAUGUAAUUACCAGAGGUCUUAGAGGAUGGGGCUCCAAGAAGGACAACAUGGAGAUCACUUGGGAGCCACUGCUUGAUCUGGAGAGAAAUGGUCCAAAUCUACAAUACAACGUGUGGUGGAGACGGAAGGAUGUGGGGGAAGAGUGGAGUAAUGUGACCACAGAGGGGUCCAAACAUAUCAUCCACAACACAGAAACCUAUGUGCCUUAUGAGAUCAAAAUCCAGGCCAUAAAUGAGUUUGGCAAAGGACCUGAGUCUAAUGUGGUCAUUGGAUACUCUGGAGAGGACAAGCCCACAAAUGCCAUCACUGACUUUAGGGUAUCAAAGGUCGACAGCACCAAAGCAAACAUCCACUGGAAGUCUGUGGACCCAAACUCUGUCCAGGGAGAGUUCAAAGAGUACAAGCUGUAUUACUGGCGUGAGUCCAGUAUAGUCCCAGGUUUGAUGGUCAGUAAGGAGAAUAAGACCAAAGGGAUCUACAGCACCACGUCCGAGCCAUCUUUCAUCCUCAGUGACCUGGUGCCCUACUCUAAAUAUAAGAUUUUGAUGGUUGUGGCCAAUAGCCGCUUUGAGGGCCCUCCCAGCAACACUGUGGAGUUCUCCACUAAGGAGGGAGUCCCCGAUGCUCCAAGGUUCUUCAGGAUCAACAGGAAGAGUUUUGACACUAUCUACUUGGAAUGGGAUAAACCUUUGGAGCCAAACGGCAUUCUAACUGGAUAUCAGCUCAAAUAUCAAACAGUCAAUGGCUCCAGGGUUGGUCGACAACAGCUGGAGACUUUUCUUCCGAAUAUGACAGACUUCACCCUCCACCUGCCAGAUCGAUCUACCCGCUAUAAGUUCUUACUGUCAGCGCUCACACAGGUGGGAGCAGGAGAGGUCUUCGCUGAGGAGUCCCCACACUUCACCAAUGAGGAUAAUUUUACUGAUACUACAGGUCUAGUCAACCUUAUAGACACCUCUGUGGCUUCAACUUUCACUCCCACUCCUCCUCCUCUCGCUUCUCUUCCUCCUACUACCAUGGCUCCUACGACCAUCGCUCCUACAGCCAUUAGCACCUCAACUACUACCACUCCUAAAGCUACAACUUCUCCUUCUACUACUACGUCUACUACAACAACUCCUACUACCACCACCACUGCAACUGAGGCAACAACCACCAUCACACCUCCUGUGCUAGUCACCACCAGGCGUACCGAUCAGAAUGUGUUGGUGGCCCCGGGGCGGCAGAUCUGGGAUCUGACGGUGGAGCCUAACAGUAACUACGCUAACGUCAGCUGGAGACACAACUUCCCCGCCGGCAGCAGCGAGUUUGUGCUAGAGUUCACACUGGACAGCAACAAGACGGAGAAAACAGUACGAGUGAAUCAACAGCCCCCCAUUAGAGUGGCGGAUCUGAUCGCAGGUGCCACGUACCGUCUGAGGGUUUACUCCCAUGAAUUCAACAGCAUCAGCAGCAAUUAUUUCACCUUUAAGACCCAAGCAGCUUACAUAGACCAGGUAGACAUCGCCACUCAGGGUUGGUUCAUAGGCUUGAUGUGUGCUAUUGCCCUCAUCAUAUUGAUCCUCCUCAUCGUCUGCUUCAUCAAAAGGAGUCGUGGUGGCAAAUAUCCAGGUGGCUGCUGUGUGACUGGUUUCUUAAAAUAUCUCGUGCGUGACAAAAAAGAUCUACCCUUAGACUCAGUGGACCAUAAAGACCAGGAUGGAUCCUUUGAUUACCAAAAUGGGUCAUCUGUCCCUGACAGGAACGAAAACGAAAACAGCAGUGAUGAGGACAACAAGCCUCUGCAGGGCAGCCAGACUUCACUGGAUGGCAAUGUGAAGGAAAGCGACGACAGCCUUGUGGACUAUGGUGAAGGUGGUGAUGGUCAGUUCAACGAGGAUGGCUCUUUUAUUGGCCAGUACACAGUGAAGAAGGACAAGGAUGAGACGGAGGGCAACGAGAGCUCCGAGGCCACUUCACCUGUCAAUGCCAUCUACUCACUGGCAUAGCCUCCCGGCAGCACAUAGGGGACUAAGUGCCCCAAACAUCCACCCAGUGAUUUUAUGGUUGUACGACAGCACCAUACACCCCAAGCAAACACCCAGACACACGCACACAACAACAUAUUUCUAUAUGAAACACCAAUAACAAAGCAGAAAUGCAGCAGGGCCUGUCUGGAGAGUGUGUAGACUUUCCUCUGAUGAUAACAACAUGGAACUCGGCAGUGCAACUAGACCACAAGCCUUUACUUUAUGUUUUCAGCUGUAAAAUAUGGCCCGUCUGAGGUGAAGUUUGGACAAAGUGGACAGUGCUUGUUUUACUCUGCGUGCCCUUUACCCACACAGACGAAGUGUGCCUUCUGGGCAGCUUCCAGUAUUUGGAGACAUCUCCAAGUGUUACUUAGAGAUUUUCCUUUGUUUGUUCCUGCUCUGAACAUUUUCAGUGUCAAUGCUCUGCUUCCUGAUGCGCCUCUCAUACUUUAGUGUAGCAUCCCAGUAAAGUUCACGAAGUGGUUACACACAAACCCACACACGCACACACUCGCCCCGUGUUUUAACAUAUCAGCUUCGAAACAUCAAACUCAACAGGAUGCUGGCAGAUAUGUUUAUCAUAUUGAUAUUUAAGCAAUGAAAGAUUGAAGUUUUUCCUCAGCUGGUAGAUGAGUCAUCAAAUCUUAAUGAAUGCUGUAUACAGUCCUGGCACACAUUUAAUGCUCCGCAAAACUAUGCACUGUCACCUCCACAAUACCAUAAUGUUUUAAUCUGGUCAGUAAACAGUACAUUUAAGUUCACUUUUACCAUAUACAGUCCAAACUCCCAUGCUUUGUAUUAACUUUGCCUUGUAUCAUGUGGUAGACUUUUUUUUUUUAUUCCUUUAAUCCAAUCGAUCAAAAUGGCUGCCAUAACAAAAGCCAUUUCACCGCAAACAGCAAACUUUGCUAUCGUGUGUUUUCAAUGAAUACAUUAAAAUAAUAUUUUGGACCACUGUAGAAAGGCAACUGGAUAACAACUCAGUGAAUUUCAACAUGCAGGCUAAUUACCAUUAAUAUUCUGUUGCUUUUUUUUUGUCAGUUUCUCAUUUGUUAACCAUAAGAAUAUGUAAGUAUAAUAAGUACAUUUUAGACAACAUUGUUUGGAUUGCAGUGCUCAUUACAAUGACUAAUUGUGGUUGGUUAAAACAUAUCAAAACACAAAAUUUCUUAAAUCCUUAUGUUUCCAGGCUGGGGGCUGAUAUACAUUCUCUCCUGUGUGACAUGAGUACAAUAUGAGAAGUUGAAGGCGUGUUCAUGCUAAAUGUUGCAUUGUAUUGUACACAAAUUGAAAAGGAUUUUUAUUACAGUCUAUAGUCCCAAACAGCCAGAGUACCGACGUUAGCUUUAACCUUAUUUGUAGGCCUACUGUAUACCCCAACUUAUUGGAGUACUUUUUGAUAUUUUCCUCCAGACCUCCAUUUUCAAUUCAUGACGUUGUGUCAAUCACACUGCCUCUAAAGGUGUUCUGUUUUCUAAAUUCCAGAAUUUAUGUUUAUUAAUUUUACCAAUUUGUUUUGCAUAGACAAAAUUAAUACAGCAAUGGGGUCAUGUAGGAUACGUUUAAAACUAUAUUAUUUAAAGUAUGAAGAUAUAUCAAUAAAAUUUACAACACACUUUGAAAUGAAACAAACUGAGAUUUUAGUUUUUGCAGAGAAAGACAAAAAAGAGAAAACUAUUUAAUUAACAGAAUAUGUUCUUCUAGUCAUUGUCUUUGCAGACUUAUGGACUGCCAUUCAAUGAUCUGCUCAUGUUUCUUUAGUUAAUACUUAUCAUUCAGUGAGUGCUCAUUGGUUUUAACGCAGAGUUUUGCCGCUCUUACUGUAGUUACAAGCUGGUCAAGAGGGCUAUUAGACCCUCCAAUGCUAGAUCACAUGGAAAGUAAAUGUAUUUUAAAUGUUUCUUUUAUAUUUCUAUUUAUGACAUUAUGUGGAUAGUAUUAAUAUAUUAGUUCCUUAUUUAAUAAUUGUUAUAAUCACUCAUGACAGACUUAUUCUAGUUUUCACACACCAGAAAUAGCCAAAGUAAAGAUGUCUUCAGAAUCUGUUAUUGCUUAUCAUGAGAGGCAUUGAACUCAAAAGUAUGAAUAAGAUAUUUUUGUAGCAGCUGGCUUUUCUGCUGUAAACAAAACCAGAAAAAGAAAAUACUGUACCUGUCAUCAUGUUAUCUGUCCGUUGUGCUGCUUUUCUUGUACUACUGUUAUUCUGUGUUGUUUUUCUGAUUUAUGUAACAUACCAUUUCUACCACACUGAAAAUGUAUAUUGUUGCUUAUUAUUUAUUUGGCAUAUAUUUUGUACAUGUUGGUCUCAUAUCUUUGUAAAUAUUUCAUGGUCAAUUUCCCCUGAAAAAUGCUUUAUUUGAAAAGAAAACAAAGGUUCACAAAUUUGCAUCCACCAAGCAAAUUCAACCUGUGCAUCUCUAGUGUUUCAUGUACCUCUGUUAUAUAGCUUUUGCACUCAACAAGAACCACUCUACACUCCAAUAUUUCCCUUUGCUUUGACAUUGUAAUAUAUAGAACUGACUGUGAUAAGUCAGUCACUUGCUUAAUGAUGGUCUGAAUUCUAUAUUGUGAAAGAGGAAUAUGUAAGAUUCUCUAUGAUGUAAAUAUGUUCUUCAAUAUCACAUUUGUAGUAUUUGUCGCAUAAAAACUGCUAGUAGGCCUAAAAAACAUGCAUUCUCUGAUGUAUUGGAACAAACUCAGUCCUUCACAUUAUUCUUUCUGAGACUGUCUACUCCUUCCUUCCAAAUGCCUUUUUCCCAACAUGAUUGCAUAUCUGCGUCCCAUUUCAGAGGCCUUCCUCAGACGAAUAAAGCUUGAGCCUUUUCCGCCACAGUUGAGCUUUUCAAUACUCACAUAGACAAAAAGAAAAAGAUGCAAUUAUUCUUUCCAUGUCCCUGAGGGUCUAUGUGACAUUUAGUCCACAAGAAUCUGUGUGAAGCCUAAACUUUACUCACACCAUACUCUAAACCCAUGAGAAUAUCUCCAUCUAUUAAAAUGUCUAGUAUAAUGUAAACAUAUGGUUGAUACAUGUCCACCAUGCUGCCUGUUUCCUUAUGUCCCGGUUUAGUAAUUCAAUUAUGUUACAUAUUUAUAGCACUUUAGCAAUUGUGGAGAGAAAAAAACUUCCUCAGUAACUAUAAGAAACCUCUAGCAGAAACAGACUAGAUGUAGGCAGCUAUCUGCCUCGACCUAUCAGUCUGCCGUUCGGAUUGUUGUCAACUUGAAACAUUUCCAAGAUUACCCUCUGGAAGUUUUCCCUAAAAUAAUGUAACCUUUUCACUGCAGGAUCUUAAAAAUACAUUAUCUGGGGCCUCCCAUGAGUCUUUGGUUCAAGAUAUCAACUAGUGCUUCCAACUGGUCAGUAGCUUUAGUCAUUUACACCACCAUGCGCUUAAUCUUUAAUCAGUUUGGUUCAUCUUUUCAUGCUGUGGUAUCUGGCCCUCAGUAUACCCAUUCCUACUACAUACCAGAUGUGGUUAUAUUAAUUGUUGUGUUAUGAUAACACGUGUGUCAAAUCAUAAUCAACAGCACUGCUGCCAACCCCUGAAAGAAACUGAAAGCAUCCCCGCCUGCAUAAAGUGUUGUCCUACACGCUCAAAUUGGUGGAGAGCAGUGAGACCAAAAGCAGAACCUAUGAAAAUGGCCACCUGUUAUCUUUGUUAUGCUUUGUUUCAAAGCAAGUUAGAAGCAAUAAAUACCAGUGGACAACAAAUUCAAGAGCCAACUCAAGUAUAUUUUCAAAUUGACUUCACCUGAUUGAACAGUUUAAUUGUGACUUAACAUGUAAAUGGUUCUCAUUAAAUUUUCCAAACUCAGGAAAAAGGAGGCUGCCAUUCUUUGCCUAUUUGGAAAUCUGAACAUUAGGAAAGACCUAAUGGAUCCACUAUGAUAUUUUCCAGAUUACAGGCACCUAUUUUGAAAACAGCUCUGGUCUACUAUUUCUCACCUCUUCCACAACAAAGAGAUGUCUAAUUCUACCCAUGUGUCACAGUGGGGAAAUGUAAACUGAAGCAAAGUGAAUUUCACAUAUUUGUUGAUACCCAGUGCUUUUUCAGUCAUUUUGUUUGUAUGUGAACAUUGAUUUGAUGUGCAUACAGAGUAAAUCGUCUCUAUUUACUGCUUUGUCCCAGCUCACCUUUUAUGAGGGAAAAAUGUAAGCGUAUUGUUUUUCAGCUUAUUUUUUAUUUGAAAAAGCUACAAAGUCUUGAAUUUCCCUGAUGCACAUAAGAUAGUCGCAACUGGAUUUUGUAAAAUGGUUGAUCACAUGUGGUAUGGCUUUUUGUAAUUUCUCACAUUAGCAUCUUCUUUUUACCAAGUGUAUCAGAGCAGCAACGUCUUGCUUCAUCAUGCUGAUGGCUUUUGUUAGGUAUAUCUACUGAACAGAAUAUUGCAUUGAUAUAUUCACCAUGUAUGCGUGUAUGAUGAGAUGUUGCAACUUCUGCUAGCGACGCCUACUUUAUAGUAAAGCUAUC
Messenger RNA from Platichthys flesus (European flounder), 9010 nucleotides. RefSeq names its product neurofascin homolog (chicken) a (gene nfasca). Gene Ontology annotation, biological process: brain development; cell-cell adhesion. Lineage: Eukaryota; Metazoa; Chordata; Actinopteri; Pleuronectiformes; Pleuronectidae. The transcript has 34 exons. Gene Ontology annotation, molecular function: cell-cell adhesion mediator activity. The coding region runs from base 345 to 4517 and encodes 1390 amino acids. The record is from RefSeq and is a predicted model, not a curated record.